GGAGCAGGCGGCGGCGGCGGCUGUGCGAAGGCUGGGAGGCGGGCGCGGCUGCGCCGAGGGGCCGUGUCAGAGACCUGAAGGGUAUGUUUUCUCUCCCGGAGAUUAUCGCUGAAGGGCCGCUGACGAGGAAGGGACAUGCUUGACAGUUGUCCUCGGUUGCUGGUGUCGUGCUACGUUGUUUACCCAAAAAGGAGAGGCUGAAACCCCGCAGUUUUCAUCCUUCGCUCCUGGGGUUAUGGUACAACUGCAGUAAGAAAGCGGAAACUGCAGAAAGAGCAGCUGGGGGCUGAGCAUGGUAGGAUCUUGAACAGCAGCAGCAGCUGGCAUCGACGAGCAGGGGAAGGGAAGGGAUGGCAUCCCGAGAGAGGCUCUAUGAGCUCUGGAUGCUUUAUUGCAAUAAGAAAGAUCCAGAUUACCUGAAGCUCUGGUUGGACAGUUUUGUUUCUAGUUAUGAACAGUUCCUGGAUGUGGACUUUGAGAAGCUGCCAACUAGGGUGGAUGAUGUUCCUCCAGGAAUAUCACUGCUUCCUGAUAACAUUCUUCAAGUCCUGAGGCUGCAGCUGCUGCAGUGUGUCCAGAAAAUGUCAGAUGGCCUAGAAGAGCAGCAGCAAGCUUUGUCACUUCUGCUUGUGAAAUUUUUUAUCAUCCUUUGCAGAAAUUUGGCUAAUGUGGAGGAGAUCGGGAUGUGUUCGUACAUUAACCAUGUUAUCACCAUGACCACAUUAUACAUUCAACAGUUAAAAAGCAAAACAAAAGAGAAAGAAGUGGCAGAUCAGACCCCAAUAGAAGAAUUUGUAAGACAUGCAUUGGCUUUUUGUGAAAGUCUUUAUGAUCCAUAUCGAAACUGGAGGCAGCGAAUUGCAGGGCGUAUCCUUAGCACAGUUGAAAAGAGCAGACAGAAGUAUAAGCCAGCUUCCCUCACGGUUGAAUUUGUCCCUUUCUUUUACCAAUGUUUUCAAGAAAGUGAACAUCUCAAGGAAAGCCUCAAAUGUUGUUUGCUACAUCUUUUUGGAGCUAUUGUGGCUGGUGGUCAGAGGAAUGCUCUUCAAGCAGUAUCUCCUGCCACCAUGGAAGUCUUGAUGCGUGUUUUAGCAGACUGUGACAACUGGGAUGACAGGAAUCCAGAGGAAGUGAGCAGGAAGGCAGAGCUGACUCUGAAGUGCCUGACAGAAGUUGUCCAUAUUCUUCUCACCAGCAGUUCUGACCAGCGGCAAGUGGAGACUAGUACAAUAUUGGAGAACUAUUUCAAGUUGCUUAAUUCAGACCAUUCAGCCUUACCUAAUGCAAGGCGUUGUAGGCAGUGGGAGAAGAAGUUCAUAGCACUGCAGGUCCAAAUGUUGAACACCAUCACAGGCAUGUUAGACUGCACAGAUAGGCCUGUUCUGCAAGCGAUUUUCCUUAACAGUAACUGCUUUGAGCAUCUCAUUCGACUGCUACAGAACUGCAAGGUGUUUCAGGGACAUCUGGAUUGCUUGGCAGUAUCAACCAUUCAAGCCCUCACAGCAGUAAUGCACAAGUCUCCAGCUGCUAAGGAGGUCUUCAAGGAAAGAAUUGGUUAUGCACACAUAUAUGAGGUACUGAAGUCGCUAGGUCAACCCUCACGGGAACUGCUGGAAGAACUCAUGAAUAUGGCUGUUGAAGGUGACCACAUGGCUGUUGGGAUACUGGGCAUUAGUAAUGUCCAGCCCUUAUUACUGCUUAUCCAGUGGCUUCCAGAACUAGAGUCACAUGAUCUGCAGAUUUUCAUCUCAAGUUGGUUGAGGCGAAUCUGCUCUAUUAACAGGCAGAGUCGAGCCACGUGUGUCAACGCGAACAUGGUCAUCCGUAUCAUUGAGACGUUAAAUUCCCGCUCUGCACUCCAUAGCUCUUGUGCAGAGAAUCUGAUUGCCCUUCUGGGCUCUUUGGGGAGCCAGUCUAUGGGCUCGGAAGAACUGCUCCGCCUAAUACAGCUCCUGAGGACUGAGGAACCAAAACGGGCUCACCCUUAUGUCGUGCCAGUGAUGCGAGCCAUCCUAGCAAUGGCCCGGAAGCAGGGCAUGGCUAGUGCUUUGCAGUAUUUUAACUUACACCAUAGCAUGGCAGGAAUUGCUGUUCCAUCGAUUCAUAAGUGGCCAGGCUCUGCAUUUUCUUUCAAUGCUUGGCUCUGCCUUGACCAGGACCAAGUGACCCCGAGCACAACUAGCAAAAAUAGCAAGAGGAAGCAACUCUAUAGCUUUUUUACAGGAAGUGGUAUGGGUUUUGAAGCCUUCAUUACGUGCUCUGGAGUAUUGGUGGUUGCGGUUUGCACAAAGAGAGAAUAUGCAACAGUGAUGCUGCCUGACCAUUGUUUUUGUGACUCUCUCUGGCACAACAUAACUAUUGUUCACAUGCCUGGAAAGAGGCCCUUUGGUCAGAGCCUUGUCUACAUCUAUGUCAAUGGACAGCAGAAGAUCUCUGCCCCACUUAGAUUCCCUGCUAUGAAUGAACCUUUUACUUCCUGCUGCAUUGGUUCAGCUGGUCAAAGAACAACAACUCCUCCCCCAUCUCAGAUACCAGACCCACCUUUUUCCUCUCCUGUUAUGCCACAUCGUACAUCACUUGGAGGCAUCUUGUCUCCUGGAGGCUGGAGUGGGAUGCUUGCAAAACCAGAGCUUGUCACAAAGAUGAUCUCUGCAGGGACUCAAGAUAGUGAAUGGGGAUGUCCAACAUCUUUGGAGGGCCAGCUUGGAUCAGUUAUCAUCUUCCAUGAAGCACUGCAGCCCCAUCAGGUGAAAGCAUUGUAUUUGGCAGGUCCCAACUGUUUAACUCCAUGGAUAUCUCAAGAGUCUGAAGUAGCAGACCUCCCCAGUAAGGUGCUGCUUCAUUAUACACCAAAGGCCUGCAGAAACCCUAUUUGUCUUGAUCUGUCUGCAAAUCUUUUACAUGGAAGACUAACUGGAAACAAAGUAGUGAACUGGGACAUCAAGGAUAUGAUCAACUGUAUUGGUGGAAUAAAUGUGCUGUUUCCACUGCUGGAGCAGAUCAGCUUUCUUGGUGAACAGUUGCCACGGAAGUCUGAUGGUGAAACACUACCACCAGAGCUAGUUACUCCUGUAGAGGAAGACUGGGUGGUAUUGUCAUCCACAAAGGCAUCAGAGGCACGUUUGGAGAAGAACAUUGUUGCAACUUUCAUCUUGAUGAUAAAACACUUUAUUCAAAGACACCAUGUUAAUCAAGAAAAUCUCAUUCACUCCCAUGGAGUUGCCACUCUAGGAGCCUUAUUACAGAAGGUGCCAAGAAACUUGAUGGAUGUGAACGUGCUGAUGGCUGUACAGCUGUUGAUAGAGCAAGUCUCAGUGGAAAAGAACAUGCAGCUUUUGCAGCAGAUGUAUCAACACUUACUGUUUGACUUCAGUAUCUGGAACAGUGGGGACUUCCCCUACAGAAUUGGGCACAUACAGUAUCUUUCCACAAUCAUCAAAGACAGCAGAAGGCUCUUCAGAAAGAAGUAUGGUGUGCAGUUUCUUCUAGACACACUCAGGAUUUAUUAUGGGAGUGGCUGUAAGGACAGUGAUUUGACUCCUGAUGACUUGAAAACAAUAAGGACAUCCCUUUAUGGACUGAUCAAAUAUUUUCUGAGCAAGGGUGGAACACAUGAAGAAAUACAGAGCAUCAUAGGAUAUAUAGCUGCCACCAGUGAAGAGGAACAGCUCUGUGGAAUUUUGGAUGUUCUCUUCAGCCUACUUCAUUCCAGCCCAACCCCAGACCAGCUUUUUUUACUGCUUUUUGAACCAGGAAAUGCUGAUAUUCUUUAUGCUCUGUUAUUGCAUCAAAGAUAUUCUGACAGGCUGAGAGAACUUGUGUUCAAGAUUGUGGAAGAGAUGUUGAAGUGUACUAAAGUCUAUGAACGGAGUAAGCAGCGUAUGAGACUCAGAGAAGUGGGAUACUCUGGACUGGGGCUUCUUUUGAAUGAAUCACCAGUUUCUGUUUCGUUCAUUAAAAAUCUUCUUAACCAAAUUCUGUGCGCAGAUGCUGUUGUGAAUUAUAAAGACCUCAUAGCUGUAGUGCAUCUGGCUCAUAGAUCUGAUGUAAAUGUCAGAGUGGCUAUCUGUAGAAAGGUUUUGCAUCUUUUGCAUUCCCAACCAGAAGCAGCACAACAGAUUUCUCAGCAGCUGGGGUGGCAGGACACUUUGAUUAGACUAUUCCUGAGAGAAAACUCUGUCCGAAUUGGCCUCAAAGGGAACAGGGCUGAUUCUUCAAGGGAAGAGGAGAAAAAGCUUCCUGCUGAAGAGCUUCAGAAACAUUAUGCUGAUAAGACAGAGGGAGAAAAAGUUGGUAGCUUUGCCUCUGUUAAUGGUUUGUUUGAUCAGUGGAGUUUGGAAGAUAACAAAUCCCUGGAUGUUCCUGCUCAUUUCUCUGUUAUGCCACUAGAAGAUGGCUCUGCAGCAGACAUGUCUUUUAGGUCAGAGGAACGAGAAGAAUUGUGGCACAGUAACCCUUCCCACUUGAGUUUAGAUUUGUCCAGUGUUGACUCUUAUGAACUGGCUGAUACUGGGAAUCAGAUGACAGAUAGCCUGCCCAGCACACCGUCACCUGUAGAGAACACAAAACCAUUCUGUGGGCAGCCUGACAAGGAACUGGUUGUCAUAAAUGAUGUGGAUUUCACCACUGAUCUGUCUUUAUUUGAAAACCAAGGAGGGUGUGAUAACGAACUCAUACAGUUACUUACAGACAUCCUGGUGUGUAUAAUGUGGAAAGGCCUUGAAAGAUCUGAUGAUGCUGCUUGGAUUGAAAGAGGACAGGUGUUUUCUGCACUGACCAAGCUGGGAAUAGCUAAUGAAUUGCUGCAACCUUCUGAUGAAAUAAAGCUCAACUUGCUGGAGAAGAUGUUAGAAUGGUCGGUCACUGAUAACAGAGAUUCAAGAGCUCUUCCUAUGCAUGUUGAAAAUGCCUUCCGGCUCUUGCUAAUUGUACAAGAUUUCCUUCAGGCGGAAGGACUAGUUAAUUCAAAUUUAUGGACAGAAAAGCUCUUGGAAGAACUAGUGACUCUUAUGGAUUGUCUGUCAAUCUGGUACUCUGCUGGCCCAGAAGCAAUCAGACUUUCACAGGUGCAAGUCCAGUUGCUCCUUGGUUUCAUUGCACAAGAUAACUUACAGGUUUGUGCUAUGGCAGCAGCCAAACUAAACACUCUUCUUCAGACUAAAGUAAUUGAGAGUCAGCCUGAAGCAUGCUACCUCCUGGGGAAGCUGGAAGGCAUCCUGAGUAGAUCAAUUGAAGAGAAAACUGAAACAUACUCAUUUUUGAUUCCCCUUGUUCGAACACUCGUAUCCAAAAUAUACGAACUUCUGUUCAUGAACCUGCAUCUCCCUUCAUUGCCGCCUACUAAUGGCAGUCCCUCUUUCUUUGAGGACUUUCAAGAGUAUUGCAGGUCUGAUGAGUGGCAAGUUUAUAUUGACAAAUAUAUUAUUCCAAAUAUGAAGCAGUAUGAAGACAACUCAUUCAGAGAUUGUCAUGAGAGUAUGGCACUUUAUUGGAAAGGUUGUUAUGAAGCAUUCAUGGUGAAUAUGCACAGGCGAGACCGGGAGAGAGGAGAAAGCAAGCUGAAAUUUCAGGAGUAUUUUGUGGAACCGUUCAGCAGAAAGGCUCGCCAGGAAAAUCUGCGGUACAACAAUAUGCUAAAGCAACUUAAUAGUCAACACACAGCUACUCUGAGGCAGUGGAGAGCAGCCCAGCUUUACUUGCUCUCUGAACGUGGUCCUUGGUCUGAAAAGAAACAGCAUCCUGUUCACUGGAAACUUUCAAAUGUGGAAAAUUUUUCACGUAUGAGGCUAAAACUAGUGCAAAAUUACAACUUCAACUGUCAUCAGGAUGCUAGUGACCUGAGAGACAACUUAGAGCAGAGUGCUUUGACCGGAAAUAGAAUCUUCCAUCUGGGUGUGCAUCAGACACAGCCUUCUAGUGAGUCUUUGCUUCUGGAGGUGGUGAAGCAGGUGAAAGUGAGUGACUUGGAAGAUGAUGUGCUUGAGCUGCCAGAAGAAGACACAGCAGUCAGUGCCACUAUGGAUGAGAAGGAGGAGCAAAGCCAGAAAGAAAAGUUAGUAUUAUCUGAAGACUGUGAACUCAUUACAGUAAUUGAUGUGAUACCUGGCAGGCUGGAGAUCACUACCCAGCACAUCUAUUUCUUUGAUGGUAGCAUUGAAAAAGAGGAAGGGGUAGGUUUUGAUUUCAAAUGGCACCUUUCACAAAUUCGAGAGAUACAUUUGCGUCGGUACAACCUGAGGAGAUCAGCCUUGGAGAUCUUCCUUACAGAUCAAACCAACUAUUUCCUCAACUUCAAUAAGGAGGUGAGAAACAAAGUUUACAGUCGAAUUUUGUCGCUGUGUUCUCCAAAUGUUUCUGGGACUAGAUCUCCACAGGAACUCUUCAAAGCUUCAGGUUUGAUGCAGAAAUGGGUAAAUAGAGAGAUAUCCAACUUUGACUACCUUAUUCAGCUGAACACAAUGGCAGGACGAACUUACAAUGACCUUGCUCAAUAUCCUGUGUUCCCCUGGAUUUUACGGGAUUAUACUUCAGAAGAACUGGACCUAAAUAAUCCUGCUGUCUUUAGAGAUCUGUCCAAACCCAUUGGGGUGGUAAAUGAAAAGAAUGCUAAGGCUGUGAAAGAGAAAUAUGAGAAUUUUGAGGAUCCCCUAGGGAUAAUUGACAAGUUUCAUUAUGGAACACAUUAUUCGAACGCUGCUGGUGUCAUGCAUUACCUCAUUCGGGUAGAGCCUUUCACAACGCUUCAUAUCCAGCUUCAGAGUGGCAGGUUUGACUGUGCAGAUCGCCAGUUCCAUUCCAUUCCUGCCACCUGGCAGGCACUCAUGGACAACCCCAAUGACGUGAAGGAACUUACACCAGAGUUCUUCUAUUUCCCCGAGUUCCUCGAAAAUCAAAAUGGUUUUAACCUUGGUCAGCUUCAAAUAUCCAAAGAGGUAGUAAAUGAUGUUAUUCUCCCCAAAUGGGCCCACUCCCCAGAAGACUUCAUUUAUAAACACAGAAAGGCUCUGGAAUCAGAGUAUGUUUCUGCUCAUCUGCAUGAAUGGAUAGAUUUGAUUUUUGGCUACAAGCAGAGGGGCCCGGCUGCAGUUGAGGCACUCAAUGUCUUCUAUUACUGUACUUAUGAAGGAGCUGUGGAUUUGGAUGCUUUAACGGAUGAGAAGGAAAGGAAAGCUUUAGAAGGGAUGAUAAACAAUUUUGGACAAACUCCGUGUCAGCUGCUAAAGGAGCCGCAUCCUCAAAGGCUGUCUGCAGAAGAGGUAGUGCAGAGACUGACCAGAAAUGAUACCUCUACUCUAAAUCUCUUCCAGCACCUCACUGAACUGAAGUCAUUCUUUAUAGAGGGAAUCAGUGAUGGUGUCCCCAUUGUCAAAGCUAUUGUCCCGAGGAAUCAGUCACGUUCUUUUAUGUCGCAGGGAAGCCCAGAGAUCUUGGUAACAGCAAGUCUGAAUUGCCUUAUUGGAACCCAUGGUUGGCUACCGUAUGAUAAAAAUAUCUCCAACUAUUUUACAUUCAUCAGAGAUACUACAGUGACAAAUCCAAAAACCCAGCGCAACAUAGGUGGUCCUUUUGCACCAGGCCUGGAGAUCACCUCUAAAUUGUUUGCAGUAUCCCACGAUGCAAAACUGCUGUUUAGUGGAGGACACUGGGAUAAUAGCAUCAGAGUAACAUCUCUUACAAAGGGCAAGCUGGUUGGACAGCACAUCAGGCACAUGGAUAUUGUGACCUGCCUGGCAAUAGAUCACUGUGGAAUCCACCUAAUUUCAGGCUCCAGAGAUACUACAUGCAUGAUAUGGCAAAUAGUUCAGCAGGGAGGAGUGCCUGUAGGCCUGGCACCUAAGCCCUUACAGAUCCUUUAUGGUCACACUGAUGAAGUUUCGAGUGUUGGCAUCAGCACCGAGCUGGACAUGGCAGUGUCAGGAUCCCGGGAUGGAACUGUUAUUAUCCGCACUGUUCGGAAAGGUCAGUACAUGAGGACUUUGCGGCCACCUUGUGAGAGUUCUCUCCUGCUGACUGUUCCCAACCUGGCUGUGUCUUGGGAAGGUCAUAUCGUUGUCCACACCAGCAUAGAAGGAAAGACCACUCUUAAGGAUAAGAACGCAUUGCAUCUCUACUCUGUCAAUGGAAAGUAUCUGGGUUCUGAGACUCUGAAGGAGGAAGUAUCUGAUAUGUGUGUGACUGGCGAGUAUAUUGUGAUGGGCAGCUUGCAGGGAUUCCUUUCCAUACGGGAUCUCUACAGCCUGAAUCUGAUCAUCUCCCCCUUAGCCAUGCGACUGCCAAUUCAUUGCAUUUCUGUCACCAAAGAAUAUAGCCACAUCCUUGUUGGCUUGGAGGAUGGCAAGUUGAUUAUCGUUGGUGUUGGCAAACCAGCAGAGAUGCGCUCAGGUCAGCUUUCCCGAAAGCUGUGGGGAUCAAGCAAACGGCUCAGCCAGAUCUCAUCAGGAGAGACUGAAUAUAACACUCAAGAUCCCAAGUGACUGCUGCUUCUACCUUCUCUCAUGGAUUCCAGAAAAAUGCUUAAUCUUUUUGUCACUUUAAACAUCUCCAACUUUCAGGGGGUUGUUUCUUAACAAUCUGUUGAAGAUGAAGCUAUGGUAGAGGUAUAGUAAUUUCUGUACAUACCUGUGCAAGUUAACUUGCAUACUUUUCCUUAACCAUGUUGAGUUGGUUACAGCAGAAUCCUCUCUAAAUAGCUGCUAAAACUGUGUUUCAGGGAAACAAACAAAAUACCCUAGAUCUCCAAACUCAAACUUGCAAAUUGGAUUUAAGAUAAGUAGCACUUGAUAUAAAGCUGCAUAGGGCCAGAUGCCCCUUGAUCACAAGGAAGAUAUUUGGCUUUGCUUUGACAGCGUUGCAGUUCCCCAACAGUAAACUAAGAUUCCAUCAGUUGUGUUGGUGUGAAACAGGGAUAGCUGACACAAGUUUUUUUUUUUCUUUCUUUUCUUUUCUUUUUUUUUUUCAGACCAAUCCACUUGUGAUUUAUUCCUAUAAAUGGCUAUUGUUUACUUUUUCUUGUCUAGUUCUAGUUUUAGGCUGUUCUGCAAGGAGCAUCUGUGUUGCACUACUUGAUUAUCAGAAAUUGUGUAAAGUAUGGAAAUGAAUAACUUCAGAGGAGUUGAAGGUGGUGGAGUUGAAGGAGGUGGGAAAUACUUGCUGCUGAGAAUUAUUUAUAUUGUUAAGUAGUCUAAUAUACACACUAAGAAAUCCCGUAAUAUAUUUUAGGAUUGUGCAGAAAGACAGAGGAAAUAAUUAAGUUUCCACAUUGGUCAAAGAUUCUUUCAUUAGUAAGGCAACUCCUGCAAACAAAGAUAAUUUCAAAUAAAACUUUCCACUGUAAAAUCACUUGAACAACAUUCAGCACAAAAAUGAAAAGCAUCUGAUUGUUUCUUGGCUUGGUAUUCACCAAGCCAGUUGUUACCUAAGUUUUUGUUUCUGGAAAGCAAGCAAGAAAACAGAUAAUGGGUCCAUUUUCAAGGCAUGCUUAAUUCCUGGAAGAAUAAAAUAAAAGAUUCUUUCAUGCACUCUACACAGCAAAAUAGUUAUGGACUGGAUACUGUUCUUGGAGAAGACAUUAGUGAGUGGUUUUGUUUUAGAAAUAUAUGAUGGUAAAAGAGUGAAUGUUUUCCUGUUCUGGCAUUUCCACAAAGUAAAUGUUAAUGUUUCAAAUGAUAAGCCCUCUACUAUUGGGAAAGCUUGGUGCUAAAGGGAAAAUACUAAUCUUUGGAUUGAAGUGUGAGGUUGUAUGUGUGUGUAUCUGCCCUCUCCCUCUAUAUAUGUGUAUGUAUGUGUAUUGAAAGAAGAUACUAUUCCCCUUGCAUCUUUUGGGAUAAGGGGAAUAUAAAUAUAAGGCAGAGCUAUAAGUGAUUGCUAGCUAACAUUCCCUUUUGGGUUACCCUUUGCUCCCUUCUGCCAUUGCUUUUCUUGUUUAUUUUAUUUUAUUUUUAUUUAUUUAUGGAAAUGAGGAUCUGUUAUCUUCUAUAAAUGUUACCAGAUAUUCCCUCUGCCUGGGGAGCUGUUGAACUACCUGAGGAAUUCCAUUAUGCAUAAUCUCAUUUCAUUAGCUUUUAGCACAAUAUUUAUUAAUUCUAUAGGAAUAGUAGUACCUCUGCCCCUUACCCGCUUCAGGGUAAUCUUUAUGAGCUCUGUUAGUCUCAUUACAUCUGAUUUUUUUCCUCAAUUUCCUUAGCAACAAAAAAAGUCCUCCUUAAUAAUUGAUUAUUAUGUGUUCUGUAAAGAAUAUUGUGUUGCUUUUUCUUAAGUAAAUGAAAUAAUAAAUCAGACCAGUGAACAAGUGGGUCUGUGCAUAGUUGCAAUAUUCUAACUAAUUACUGUGACAGACUGGAUCAUCUGGAAAGUUAGGAGAAAAUAAAAAGCAUUCUUCCUCUUCAAGAAGACAGCUUGUAAUUUCCAAAAAUUUAAGUGGUGUGUUUUUCAGAUUCUGUGUACACACACACAUCCCAUAAUUUCAAAUAAGCUGUCAAGAAGUGAAGGCAUAAGUGAAGAAUACUAUUUAUGAUUGAUUACGUAGCCAAUGACAGUACUAACUGUACGCUGGAAGCAUUAAGCGUGUGUGCGCAAACGUGCGGUAGGCUUGCCCGUUAUGGUUUCUCGAAGAAGGGAUUUCUGAGGAGUUCUUUGGAGAGCACUUCACAAGAAUUCCAGCUUUGAAUGUGUGACUUUUGUGAUGCGGGAAGUCAAACUUGUUUUGUGGCAUUGAGGUACGGCUUUUAAGUGUGCAUAUAUGUACUGGUUUAAGUGCAUAUAUGAGGUUAAGUGUGUAUAUUUGCAGUGGGGGGAAAUUAGGAUGUUUCAGGCUAAGAGAAUAAAGUAUAAAAAUGGAAAAGGGUGGUUUUUAGUAAUGUUUGGCCAGAAUGUAGGUUUUCUGUCAUGUGCACGGAGAUUCGCAUAUGGGUUCAAGAACCUCUUGCUGUGUUUUAGGUAUGUUUAUACAAAAAUGGAAUUAAUGAAUGUGUUCAGUAGUUUAAAGAAUACUGAAUACAUGAUGUCAGCUUACGUGUGUUUCCAGUAACUGGGGAUGUCAGAGGUUAUGAAGUGCUUUGAUGUUUGAAUGCCAUCAUUUCAGUGCUUCACGGGCAUUGUGAUAUGCACAAAUAUGUGGGAACAGUUUAAAUGUGAGCGGUUCUUGGGCUCUUGCACUUGAAGCUAGUUUGUGCCCUGCAGCAGCAGAGGGAGGAGAGGGACAGGCGAGCUCAGGCGUCCUGCUGCUGUGCAGGACGGUAGCAUCUGUUGUCAUUUAUCCUUUUAUCUGCCCCUUGAAGAUAAGAUGUACGUGCUGUGCUGUCAUACUCAGCGCUCUUUCCAGAGUGCCUCCAGAAAGACCCCCAUAGGUUUGAAGGUGUGCGCUUUGCCUUUAUUUAAAACUAACUUUAAGUAAAAUAUAGGCAGUAAGUGCAAGUAUUAGCUGAUAUUUUGCUUAAUUCUAUUUUAACUUAUUUUUGUAAGUCAUUGAGUUUUUUGCUUUUGUUUUUUUGAAGAAAAAUAUUUUUUCUGAACAGCUGUCUAGUUGAUUGAAUUGUAGUCUGUUAUGCAGUGCACUGGGAAUUGGGGUAGUGACUUUCUUCAACUCUUUUUCUUUUUCUUCAAGAGAAUAAAGCUUAGAUCCCACCACAUUGUUUUUCAUGUAGAACAGUGCAUAAUAGUGAAAUAAUUCUUUGUUUUUGAACUAAGAUUUAUUUAUUAAGUGUAAGAAGUAAAGCUGUGAGAUGAAUCAAUUCUGAUUUAAUAAUUCAGAGUAAACAAGUCUUAAGUGCACAGUUGUUUCAUUUGUCAAGAUCACCGUGGUGUUACCGUUGUUUUACAUUUAAUCUUUUGGACACCCCUAAUAAUAUUUAUCAAAGCUGAAAAUAUGCUUACCUUUGACACUAAGUAACAGUGUAAAUAUAUGUAUCUAAAAGAAACUGAAAAUUGACUUUCUUGCAUACCUGUGUAUAAACUAAAUCAAGCAGUUAGCUGUAUUGAGUAACUUCUCUCUAGCACAGUUAGAACUUGUAUACCAAAGGAUGAUGCUUAGAAGACAUACCUCCUUUAUUUAAAGUAUAAUAUAUGUCAAAUUUGUCUUUAUUUAGUUAUAAUUCUUUAUGGUAUUUUUUUUAGUAGUCCUAUUUUUAAUCAAUAGUGAAGAAUCUCAUCUAGUCUGUACGGUUUUUGUAGCAUAUCAACAUUCAGAAAGUUAAAUGUUCGCUUUUCAAGUUGGCAUCUGAAUUAUAUGAAUUAUACUGUAUUGAUGUAUUUGUUAUCUAAUACUCGUAGGAUAUCUAGAAACAUGUCUUCCAUCAUCCACAUACCUUACCAACACCAGCACAAAAUAAUAAUAAUCUCCAUCUUUAAGCUAAACUGUAUUUCUCUCAUUGGUUGAUGCACGUUGUGGAAAUCACAUUUUAGGAAGCUUGUUUCAUUAAAAAAGAGAUUACAGAAUGUUUUGCUAUUCUGCAACGUAGAUAUAAACAAGCUUUUUUUCCCCCAGCCAACAGUAGAUCAUAGAUGUUACCACAAAACAGAUAUAUCUGUCUUUACAGGCUUUAAUCUAAAGAAUUGGCCAUUUAUAUAAAGAUCUUCUUUAAGGCUCUAUUUCUGUGUCCUUAAAAUGAAGUGCAAAGAACUAUGUUUCUGUACUGUAAAAAUCCUGUGUGGUACUGGUAGUGGUCCUACAUCAGUUGCUUUAAGAUGCCUGCCGGAAUUAAUUUAUUUUUAUUUACAGUGCACAGUAGGUGUUUAAUCCUGCCUGGCUCAAUGGGAGCUCUGUACGCGACUCCCCUAGACCUUGUCUCCUUCCUCCCCGGCUUCCUCCCCAGCUCUUUCCUGGUGACUUUUGUCAUGUGAGACUGGAGAAUGUCUAUGUAGAGCAACCAGUCACUUAAACACUUUGACUGUGGAUGUGUUGUAUUUAGUUGAAAGUGUUUGUUUACAGAUUACAGUAUGGUAGAGAGCUCUUAAACCUUUAAAGAGGGGAGCAGAGGAGGUUGGUAUUCCCACCAGCUGCCUUAAGCGCCUAAACUGAGACUCUUUGGAGACUCCUGACUGCUGCUCUGUAUGGUCAGCUGGAGGCACCUCUCCUCCACUGUUAAAGGCACCUCACUUGCUAGGUUAGAUGCCAAGGCUGGGUGCUGUGAAUUAUUUUUCUUCCAACGAGCUUAAAAAAAAAACAAAACCAAAAGCACCCCCCAAACUAUAUAGGUAGAUACAUGUUUGUAUGUGAACCUAAGGUCUAAUCUAGCAAGUAUUAUUAGAUGAAAGCACUAAGGAUAUAUUUAACUUAAGCAUGCAGCUGAGUGCUUUCUAGAAUGGGCUCUUCAUGCUUUUUGGUUUAAAAGCCCUGUAGCUUUCAGUUGUAAAUGUGACAUCUAUUAGUUGCUUGUGAAAGUUACGCUAAGAACUGAUGCAGUACAAACAUACACUUUAGGCCAGUUACCAGCAGGUAUUAGCAAAAUCUCUACAAAGUAAAUAUUGUAGAUGAGUGAAGAAAUAGCUCUCAGAUGACAUACGCCACAAAGUGCUACGCUUGUGCAGACUAACUUAUUUUAAUUCUUCUUGCUGAGCAUGAACAUUUUUUGGGGAGAUGCCCAGUAGUACUGUAAUAAGCCAGCAACAGCCCAGUAAGUACAAGAGAGUUGGUGAAAAGGGUGUCCAGUAACAGGCUGUAUUAAUUUGCAUUGCUUUAAAACUGUGCACAUUUAUUUGGCAGGGACUGCAGAGAUCCAGUCAAUGAUGCAAGAUACACUUCCCCCUUUGGGGACAGUUAAGUUUUCUUUGCAGUUAUAUGCAUGUGGAUUCGGUAUAUGCUAAUGUCAGAUUCAACUGAGUGUUUGGAAGCUGUCUUUCCUUCCAUCCUCUCAUUAUCUCUAAUACCCUUGUUAGCACAUGCUCUUUUUUUUUAAGCAAGGAAGAGUUUCUAAAAAGCUACUGCAGUUGAUGAAACUAUGUAAAAUAUUAUUGUCCCCUUCACUAUAAUAGUCAUCAGAUGCCUGAAUGCAGAAAUGCCUUGCAAGUGGCAGCAUAGCAUGCUCUGCAUAGGUUGCGUUUUGAGUCAAGUGCUGUUGUUCCUCUUACUGCUGCCAGAAGCAAGGUCUACAGUCUUGAACACCCUAUAAGUGAGGAGCUGUUUCUAGUGUUUAAUCAAAGAUACCAUUUGUUCAAUUUUAGUUCACCUCCUUUUGCUGUGCAUCUCUAAGAAAACUGGUGGUUUGGCUCUUGUUUUCUUUUAGUUUCCAUUUACCUAAAUGGCCCAGGUAGCGUAGCUGUUUCAUUGCUUUUUUUCAGAAGAGAGUUCCUCCAGUUGUGUGCACUUUCUAGUUCUGUCUGCUGGACUUGGGACCUGCAGACAAGUAUUUCCCAAGUGUAGAUCUGUGAUUCGAUUCAGUGCAGACACAAUUUCAUAACACAUGUUCUGUCCUAGAAGCACAAUUGUCAGUAUAGAUUAUGGUUUAAAGCUGCUAAGGUGUCUUGAGAUACAAAACAUCCAGCCAUAUUUAUCGCAGGUGUAACUUAGAGGGCACUCGUUUGUUUGUAUCUAGUCAGUAUUUACUCUAGAGGGAGCCAUGCUUUUUUGCCUCGAAGCAAUUGUUUAAAACAAAGUUAUUCAUGUACCUGACCAUACUGCUUUGGUCAUAAGUAGUUGUAAGCUGUUACUUAAAGAAAGCUAUGAGGAGGGGAAAAAAAAAAAAAAAGGAACAAGAGAAACUUGCUACAUGUGUUCUGAUUCAACCAUUAGCUAUGCAGGAGCAGCCUAAUCUUAGAGUGGAGAAACGCUGCUUUUAAGAAUUAUCUCCCUUUCGUCAGGCUUUUCUUUGGAAACUGUGCUGCUACUCGAUUUUCUUGAUUAAGUUAGGUAAGUGAGACACUUGAACAUGCUUCAGCAUUUGUUCCAAUUACUAAAGCUUACUGGGGGUGGGGGAAAUGAAGGCCUUACUUAUAGCAACAGUUAAUCAUAUCAUCUAGUAAUUUUUACAAAUUGUGCAAUUAUGUGAUUACAAAGGAUUUCUAAAUGCCAAAAAAUGCCUUUCUUUAAAGAGUUAAAUGCUAGGUCUGAUGAGGAGUGUUGAAUAUAUCUGAUUUCAAAUGUGAGCCUUCAGGCACUGUAAUGAACUUGUUAGUCUUCUGUGCAAUAUCUUUUUCCCUUCUGGGUGCUUUAAGUGUAUACUGUACAUCUUACUGUUUUGAUCAGUAUGUUUUAAGAGUGUGUAUAUUGGCUAAUGAUGGAUUUUUCUGUACAGCAUGAUGGAAUAUGUUUUAAAAUUUUGCACUUUUCUAGGAUUUGCAAGUUUGUAACCUAACAAUUUUUAAGAUGCACACUUUUGUACAUAACUAAAUCAGCUUUGUAUAUAUUUAACAUGGGUCUGAAGCAAAUAAAAAUAAUUG
Messenger RNA from Rhea pennata, 15372 nucleotides. RefSeq names its product neurobeachin like 1 (gene NBEAL1). Gene Ontology annotation, cellular component: membrane; cytosol. Lineage: Eukaryota; Metazoa; Chordata; Aves; Rheiformes; Rheidae. Gene Ontology annotation, molecular function: protein kinase binding. The record is from RefSeq and is a predicted model, not a curated record. Bases 351 to 8474 code for a protein of 2707 amino acids. The transcript has 56 exons. Gene Ontology annotation, biological process: intracellular protein localization.